Molecule: messenger RNA, 1626 nt
Organism: Penicillium pulvis
Lineage: Eukaryota; Fungi; Ascomycota; Eurotiomycetes; Eurotiales; Aspergillaceae
Product: cytochrome P450
Exons: 7
Coding region: 1-1626 (541 amino acids)
Molecular function (GO): iron ion binding; heme binding; oxidoreductase activity, acting on paired donors, with incorporation or reduction of molecular oxygen
Source: RefSeq, a predicted model, not a curated record
AUGACAGCUCACUUAGCGAUCUUAGCAGUCGCAUUAGGCCUGCUUUCACUUCUGUGGCGGGGUUUUACAGGGAGCAAGAGAGCCCAUCUACCCCCUGGGCCGAGAGGCAAGCCCAUUAUCGGCAAUUUACUCGACCUACCCACGCCGGGAGUACAGGAGUGGCAACACUGGCUAAAACACAAAGAUAUCUACGGACCCCUUAGCUCUAUCACAGUCCUAGGAAAAACCUUGAUCAUAAUAAACGAUAGAGAUCUGGCAUUUCAUAUACUGGAAAAGAAUUCCGCAAGACAUUCUUCCCGACCGCGUCUAGUAUUUGCCGACGAAUUGUAUGUUACCUACACUGCUCAACGUCAAGGAGAUUUUAGUGCAUAUUCUAAGCUGACUGGGGCUGGAUGGGGCAAGCUAAUGUCAAGCCAGGAUAAUACGCCUCUUCUCCGGACUUAUCGUCGAGCAAUUAGACGAAUUAUUGGAACACGAGAGUCCGCGUCCAAGUUUGACAGCCUACUCGAAUUAGAGGCACGAAGGUUUGCAUGCCGAGUACUGCGCACACCUGGAAGAUUCAUGGAGCAUAACAGAACUGCUGCGGGCGCUUUCAUUCUGAAUGUCACGUAUGGCUAUAGCAUCGAGCCACAUGGUGAAGACCCAUUAGUGUGUCUAGCCGAUCACGCAUUGGAGCAAUUCGCAGAGGCAGCCAUGCCAGGGGCAUGGUUAGUCGAUAUGAUUCCGGCAUUGAAAUACGUUCCAGAGUGGAUGCCGGGGGCAAGGUUCCAGCGAGUUGCCCGAGAUCAUUUUGCAACCCUCACAAGACUCGUGGAGAAUCCAUUCAUGUUUACAAAAUUCCAGAUGAAUCGUGACGAGGACCGGCAGUCUUUUGUUUCGACGCUUCUGAAACAAGGAGAAGAAGAAGAAAUAGUCAAAUGGGCCGCAGUGGCCAUGUAUGGCGGAGGGUCUGAUACGAUCGUUGCAGUCCUAGAAGUCUUCUUCCUAGCAAUGACGAUGUUCCCGGAUGUUCAGUGCGAGGCUCAAAAGGAAAUUGACAAAGUAUUUGGCAGGCCGACUUUACCGAAAACAACUGACCGAGAAAGUCUGCCCUAUGUCAAUGCACUGGUCAAGGAGGCCCUCAGAUGGCAUACUAUUGCACCUUUCUCGAUUCCCCACCGAGCGGACGAAGAUGAUCUCAUAAAUGGCUUCGCGAUUCCCAAGAAUGCAAUUAUCUUGCCCAAUGCUUGGUGGUUCAACAAUGAUCCUGUUAUUUAUCCCAGUCCGCGGGAAUUCCGGCCCGAGAGAUUCCUGACAUCUCCCCCUGCCCUUGAUCCAGGUGAUGUGAGCUUUGGCUUCGGUCGCAGAGUUUGUCCAGGACGCUUAAUUGCCGAAACAUCUGUUUUCCUAAUGAUUGCCCACACUCUCGCCCUAUUCGACAUCAGGAAGCCUAUUGGAGAAGAUGGCAUGGAGGUGGAUCCGAUCGUAGAUUUCACACCUGGCAUUUUGAGCCACCCUGUGCCUUUCAACGCUGUGUUUACACCACGAAGUCAGGCGCAUGAACAGCUGAUUGCCAAUUUCGAGAAAACCCAUCCAUUUGGGAAGGGAGAUUCCGAGAUUUUAGAAAAGGCGCUAAAUUGCCCUUGA